Ilex paraguariensis (yerba mate) is the source of this 354-nucleotide messenger RNA. NCBI's taxonomy places the organism in Eukaryota, Viridiplantae, Streptophyta, Magnoliopsida, Aquifoliales, Aquifoliaceae. The record is from the annotation of a GenBank genome assembly.
AUGGAAUGGGGUGUAGGUACAUUUAUUGGAGCUGUUGGGAAGAACACUGGCCAAUGUCCAACUGAUCAUACCCCUACUCUGUUGCUUUUUAUUCAUUUCGUUUGUGGCAUAUGGUUGUUAGUAAAACGCAUCAUUGGUGCUGUUUGUAUGCGCAGAGAUUAUGAUGGGAAAGUGACUCCUGAGGAGGUGGCAGCUGCGGCAGUGUACUUGAAGGAUACUUUAAGCAAGGAGGGAGUUCAUGAACUCAUCAACAACCUUUCUAAAGACACAGAUGGGAAGAUUCUUGUUGAAGAUAUUGUGAGGCUGGGGAGUCGAUCUGAAGAUCCCAAUACAACUGAAGCCGAGGGAUCAUAG